UAAUCGUAAAAAUGCUCCGCUCAACAAAUGUUACAGUAUAUUGCUGUGAUUACACAUCAUAAUAUAAUCACAAUAUAUCGUCUCACCACACCUGUUGCGUAUCAUAUCAGAUGCCAAUACACAACUCUCUUUUGAACUAGAAUAUUGAUGUGCCUUCUUGUUCCCAUGGUCUGGCCUGCAUCACGGAACUGGUUAUAAACUUAUCAUGUAACAUGACUUCUUACUGACCCGAAAAAAAUGGAGUCAAAGAUAGAAAUGUUGGGUGACAUUUAAGUCUCACUGGGACACAGUUAUUUUUAAAGUAGGGUGACAUUGAUUUUAUUGCCUCACAGUUCUCACCCUGUAAAUAUUUAACUUGCAUUCCUUUGUCAUGAGGGAGAACAGUUUUGUUGCCUUGUUUUCUGUUGUAAAUGUGAUGUAAUGGCUAAUGACUUCCUGCUUGGGGCCUGAGCCUUGUUGGCUGCCACAGAGGGGAUCUCUCUAGAUAAUAGAGUUUGUUCAAACUGUGUCGUGUUAGGUCAACCACAGGCUCUGCCAUUGUUUGCUUCUUGAUUUUCAGACAAGGUCUACACACACUCACACGUCUGUUGAUCCAUUCAGUCAUUACCAACUGGUUUAGCUGAAAUGAUGCGCAGCAGCCAGUGUCAGCCUCCAUCCUCUCGAUGUCUCACAUAUUUGACCCAUAUACAGAAGCGGUGUUGCAGUAGGUGGCUGCAGUGUGUAAAUGUUUACAGUGCUGACGAAGUAGACCAACCAGCCUGAAACAGGUCUGCGUACCAGUCUGCUUCCGUCUUGCUCAGCUGAGAGCCACUUCCACGUGGGUGUGCGUUUCUUUGCUGGAUUACCACAGGCAGGAAAAGUUUCAAAGGUCAGUUAGAGUGAAUAUGAGCUAGCAGGGGACAAGAAAGCGGCCGGCCACUGUCAAUGAGAGUAAACUCUGGACCUGCUAUGUUUGUCACGGAUUCCUGACUGCCAACAGGACUGUGGGACAAUAUUUUUCCAGUCACAGGGAUACCUUUUUUACAGGGCAUGGAUAAUAUCCUCUAACUAUUGGACGUUAAGUCAUGGGAAAUAUACUUGGCUGUGUUCGGGGAGAAAAGGAAGAACGCUAUGUUGAUCCAAAGAAGGCUCCCCUCAGGGCUGAAUCCAAGCAUUCCAGAGGUCGCCGGUACUUCCAGAGAAAGAGAAGGAAGUCAGAAUCGUUUCAGAGUGAAGUGCCCACAGAUACGACUAAGUCUGAAAAGUCUGUGAUCCAGGAUGUGACUCAUGUGGACCUGAAACACAUCCGCUCACUGCUGGACGAAACAACAGUGGAGGUACCCCGGGAAGACUGCAAUUGCAAUGGGAUUCAUGUCAGGGAAAUGCCUUUUGUUAGCAAGACAGACCAGCAAGUCUUGGAUUGCAGACAACCUCCCAAGUUGGAACACUUUUCCAGACAAGAAGCAUCGAAUGCAAAACAUGCUUCAAUUGAUGACAAGCUUCACCGUGUAAACAAAAAAUUCAGUAGUACGAGUACAAAGGAUGGCGCUCUUGUGAAAAGGCUGAUUCAACGGCAGUUAAGGAGGGCGGUAAGCUUUGGUGCCGUUGAGCACAUGCUGCAAACUCCAAGGGGUUUCUGUGAUCCGGUUGUGGAAGAAACCUUUGCCAGGAUUAUAUGGGGCUCACAGCCACACAGGAGGAGACGGCCCAGAGCCUUCACCUGCUCUGGGCACUUCGAUCCUGAUAAAUUCAUUGAAAAUGAGAUCUCGGAGAUCCAUGUGACCGGAGAAUCCGAGGACAUGACAGCCAAGGAGAGGCUGCUGCUCUGGUCCAAGCAGAUAACAGAUGGUUAUGUGGGUGUGCGGUGUGAUAACUUCACAACCUCAUGGAGGGAUGGCCGCCUUUUCAAUGCCAUCAUUCAUAAAUACAGACCAGACCUUAUUGAUAUGACACUCAUAUCAUCACAAACGAACCGCUCCAAUUUGGAGCAUGCAUUUGGUGUUGCUGAACAGUUGGGCGUGGCCAGACUGUUAGACCCAGAGGAUGUAGACGUUCAGUCACCCGAUGAGAAGUCAGUCAUCACUUAUGUCUCUACAUUGUACGAUGCCUUCCCCAAAGUACCAGAAGGAGCGGAUGGUGUCACUGCUAAUGAUGUCGAUAUUAAAUGGGUGGAGUACCAGAACAUGAUAAAAUACCUCAGCCAGUGGAUCAAACACAAUGUGGCCAUUAUGUCUGACAGAUCAUUCCCAAACAGUCCAGUGGAACUCAAGGCACUUUAUACACAGUAUUUGCAGUUUAAGGAAAGUGAAAUCCCACUAAAAGAAAAUGAGAAGACAAAAAUCCAAAACCUCUAUAAAAUGCUGGAGAUGUGGAUUGAGUUUGGACGGAUUCAGUUGCCACCUGGCCAUCACCCCAAUGAUGUGGAGAAGGAAUGGGGAAAGUUAAUUGUUGCCAUGCUAGAAAGAGAAAAGUGCCUGAGGCCUGAAGUGGAGCGGCUUGAGAUGUUGCAGCAGAUUGCAAAUAGGGUCCAACGGGACUGUGUCAAUGGGGAGGACAAGCUGGCGCUGGCAAGAAGUUCUCUUCAGUCUGAUGUCAAGCGUCUUGAGUCUGGUAUUCAGUUCUUAAAUGAAGCUGAGGUUGCUGGAUACCUUCUGGAAUGUGAGAACAUCCUCAGACAGCAGGUGAUGGAUAUCCAGGUUCUUCUGGACGGGAAAUUUCCUUUUGCAGAUCAACUAGUUCAAAGGGCCUCAAAUCUCCGGGAUGAGCUUUUAUCCCUGCGUGCUGAGUCCUCCUCCCUGUACAGCAAAGGUCGCUCACUGACAACAGAGCAAACAAAGAUGAUGAUUUCUGGCAUCACGCAGAGCCUAAAUUCUGGCUAUUCAUCGACCUUGAACACUGGUUUGACUCCAGCCUAUGAUCACACACUCACCCCAGGGGGGUUUGUUACCCCUGGUUCCACCUUCACCUCUAGCUUUACACCCGGACUUACACCGUCCUUGACCCCUGCCUUUACCCCAAGCAUGCAGUCUACUGCCGGACACAUGUACAUGGGGAACAGCGGCAGCAUGGCUCCAUCAUCCCUCAGGCACUUGAAACACAUGCAGAUCCGAAAGCCCUUGAUGAAGUCAUCACUAGCAGAUCCUGGCAUGACAGAAGAGGAGGUCAGCAUGAAAUAUGUCCAGGAUCUCCUUAGCUGGGUGGAAGACAUGCAAUUGCUGCUGGAUCGCUCUGAGUGGGGAUCUGAUCUGCCCAGUGUGGAAAUGCAUGUGGAAAACAACAAGGCUGUACUGAAAGCAAUUGAGGAAUUCCAAAUGAGCCUGAAAGAGGCCAAAAUGAGUGAGAUUCAGAUGAGCAUGCCCUUGAGACCAACUUACACCGAACGUCUGAGCAAAUUGGAAAAGCAAUAUGAUCGACUCUCGAGCUGCUCAAAGGAACGGCAGAGCAAUCUGGACGGCCUUCACGAGUUUGUGUCUUUGGCAACUCGAGAGCUUAUCUGGCUGAACGAGAAGGAAGAAGAGGAGGUGGCAUUCGACUGGAGCGACCGCAACAGCAAAAUAUCUUUAAAGAGAGACUAUCAUGCUGAUCUGAUGCGUGAGCUGGAUGAGAAGGAGAGAGUGAUCAAGUCUGUGCAGGAAAAGGCAGAUCGCCUGCUCUUCAGACACCACCCAGCCAAGCUCACAAUAGAAGCAUACAGAGCCGCCAUGCAGACACAGUGGAGCUGGAUUCUUCAACUCUGUGCGUGCGUCGAGCAGCACCUAAAGGAGAACGCUGUUUAUUUUGAGUAUUUUGGUGAUGCCAAAGAGGCAAUUGAUUACCUGAAGAGCCUGCAGGAGGCCAUUCAAAGAAAGUACAGCUGUGACCGGACAAACAGUCUUCACAGAUUAGAGGACCUCAUCAAUGAGUCAAUGGAUGUAAAAGAGCAGCUUCUCCAGUACAGCAACACUGUCGCUGGGCUGGUUGGCCGGUCCAAAAACAUCGUACAGCUCAAGCCAAGGAACGCGGACAACCCUCUGAGAUCUUCCAUCGCUGUGAAUGCCAUCUGUGACUACCGACAGAUAGAGAUCACCAUUUACAAAGAUGAUGAAUGCGUUUUGGCCAACAACUCUCACCGGGCAAAGUGGAAAGUGAUCAAUCCAGCCGGGAACGAGGCCAUGGUGCCAUCUGUCUGCUUCACAGUUCCUCCACCCAACAAAGAGGCUGUGGAUGUGGCAACAAGAUUGGAGCAGUUAUACCAGAACGUCCUCUCUCUCUGGCACCACUCCCACAUCAACAUGAAGAGCGUGGUUUCAUGGCACUAUCUGGUAGCUGAUAUAAAAACCAUUCGAAACUGGAACACGACAUCGAUCAAGACUAUUUCGCCAAGUGAGCAGCAGACUGUCCUACACAGCCUGCAGUCCCACUUGGAUGACUUCCUGGAAGACAGUGAGGAGUCGGAGGUGUUCACCGUGGCUGACUGUACCCAACUGGAGAACGAUGUCAUCGCCUGCAAGAAUUACUACCAGGAGCUACUGAGAUCUGCGGAGAGAGACAAGCAGGAUGAGUCCGUUUACAAUAGUUACAUCUCAGAGUUGCGGAACUUCCGAAUGCACCUGGAGGCCCAUGAGCAGCAGCUCAUUAGACAAAUCCGCACUCAACUCGCCAGAGAUGACCCCGAGCAGACUCGAGUCCGCAUCGUGGAUCAAGAGAGAAAAAGAACUGAGCUGAAUAAACUGAAGGAGGAUCUUGAUGUGAUUAAGGAGAAGUGUGAGUUGUUUAUCCGGCAGGCAGCUGGUUUUCCGUCGCUGCCGAACCUCUCCUCUGAGCUCACCGUCCUUCUUCAGAGCAUGAGUCAGGUCUACUCCAUGUCCUCCAUCUACAUGGACAAACUGAAGACAGUGAGUUUAGUGGUGGAGCACAGCCAGGAUGCUGAGGCUCUAGUCAAAGCUUACGAAUCCAAACUGUAUGAUGAAGAUGCCACGAGCUCUGACAUGAGGUCCAUCGAGUCAGUAAUAUCAACACUGAAGCAAUGGCGAACAGAAAUUAAUGAGAAACAGGAAGUGUUUCACAGCCUGGAAGAUGACCUUCAGAAAGCUCGAGUCAUCAGUGAGCGCAUGUUUAAAACCCACAAUGAGCGCGACUUUGACUUGGACUGGCACAAAGAAAAGGCUGCCCAGCUCAACGAGAGAUGGCUGAACAUCCACACUCAGAUCGAUAACAGAAUCCGUGACCUGGAUGGUAUAAGCAAGUCUUUAAAAAAUUACAAGGACUCGUACCACAGUGUGGAUGAAUGGGUGAGGGAGAUGGAAGAAGAGCAGUUGCAGGCUCAAGAAAACAAACCAGAGGACAGCAAGGCCCUCGCUGAACUGUUGAACAAACAAAAGGUCCUCGUGGCUGAAAUUGAGCAAAAGCAGAGUGGAAUUGAUGAGUGUCAGAAGUACUCAGAACAGUACUCCUCAGCCUUUAAGGAUUAUGAACUCCAACUGAUGACUUUCCGAGCGAUGGUCGACUCUCAACACAAAUCUCCGCUCAAGAAAAGAAGGAUGCAAAGCACCUCUGAUUCCAUCCAGCAAGAGUUCAUGGACCUCAGAACCAGAUACACCGCUCUGGUGACUCUGAUGACGCAGUUCGUGAAGUACGCCAGUGAAACACUGAAAAGAACCGAAGAAGAGGAGAGCAAAAAAGCUUUUGAAAGAACAACGUAUAUAGAAACACAAGAAAGCAUGGAGCUUCAAAAGGCUGCAGGAGAAGUUGAACUUAGCCAACUUAGACAGCAGCUCAGAGAAAAAGAAGCCCUGUUGGGGGAGAGCCAUGCAAAGUUGGAAACACUGGAGAGAUCUGUUGAUGAGGAAAAGAGGGAUCAUGGGGAUAGAGUUAGCAAGCUCUUGCACUGGGUAUCCGGCGUAAGACAGAACCCACCAACAGAUGCUUUGAAAGAUAGCAAUGCCAACAAUGAUGCAUCAUAUAAGCCCCAGGUUCCAGUUGAGGAAAUGGUCACAAAGAAGGAACAGAUUGCCGAAGCAGUGAGGGCAACUCAAAUCAUGUUGAAUAAACACAGCGACAAGAUGACUGAAGAGGAAAAAGAAGCCACUCAGCAGCAGCUAAAUGCACUCCACCAGGCCUACAAUGAGAUUUCACAACACUGCUCAGAUCAGACUGCAGAGGAGUCUCUGCUGGAGAAGCACAGAGAGUUCACAGAGAAGUUGGAGGAAGUGUGCGACAGUCUCACUCUGACCGAGAACCGGCUCAUCGGGCACCAGCAGCAGGCUGAGAAUGCCCAGUGCGUCACUGACCUGCAGCAGUACCAGCAGGAACACCAGGCCUUGCAGAAAGAGGUGCUGAGUGACGGAAGUGCUUUGAACGAGGUCAUCAACAGCACGAAAAGGUUCCUGGAAGAAAACCGGCACAAGCUUACACAAGAUCAAGUGGCUGCCAUUGAGAGCAAGUUGGAUGAGGCCAAGGGCAAAGCCAAGGUCGUCAACCAACGAGCGGAAGAGUCCAGGAAAGACUUGGAGAAGGUUGUUACUUCAGCGAUCAAGCAGGAAAGUGAAAAGGCUGCUGCUGUGGAGCAACUGGAGGAGAGCAAGAACAAAAUCGAAGGACUUCUCAGCUGGAUAUCUAAUAUUGGCAACGAAAAUGUUGAACAAAUCCACCACACUACUAAAGAGAAUGGAAAGUCAGAAAUGGAAGACAACAUUGUGGUUGAUGAUGCCAAUGGAAAUUGUUUCCCAGCAUCCGAAGAAACUGAGACAGACGGAAAGAUGGAACUGCCAAUUAGCCUGGAUAAACAGUAUGAGAGAGUCAAGGCUCAUCAUAAGGAGAUCCUCUCUCAGCAGCAAGAUCUGAUCCUAGCGACUCAGUCAGCUCAAGCGCUGCUGGACAAGCAAGCCAACACUCUGUCUCCAGAAGAGAAGGAGAAGCUCCAGAAGAACAUCCUUGAACUAAAGGGCCGCUUCGAAGACUCUCUAACUCUCGCAGAACAACAGAUGAAGCAGGUUCAGAGUGUCCAGGAGGAGCUCAAAAAGUUCCAGGAUGACUGUGAGGAGUUUGACGUGUGGCUGGAUCAAGCGGAGGGAAAGAUGAAAGACCUGACUUCUCCUGCAAACUCCUUGGAGGUCUUCAGCGAUAAACUUCAGCGGCAGAAGAGCUUCUCAGAGGACGUCAUUUCUCACAAGGGAGACCUACGUUUCAUCACGAUAUCUGGUCAGAAGGUUCUGGACGUGGCCAAGCACUGUGGAGUGGCUCAUCCUGCAGCCAACGGCCUUCUCCAAGUGGACACCUCAGGAACAUGUUCGGCUGUAAAAGAGCAACUGGAUUCUGCAGCCGGUCGAUACAAAGCUCUACAUGCGCAGUGCAGUCAAGCUGGAAGCAACCUUAAAGAUGUAGUGGACAAGUUCAAGAAGUACGAAGAUUCCAGCUCAGAGCUUUCAAAGUGGCUCAACAGCUCUGAGGAGGAGGCCAGGAAGCAGCAGUCGGAGGCCAUAGCAGCUGAUCCACACACUCUACAGAAACAGCUGGAGGAGACCAAGAUGUUGCAAAGUCAGAUCACUGGACAUCAGACAGCUAUUGACACCCUUCACAAAACAGCUGAUGCUCUCGUAACAUCUGGAAACCUCCUGAGCAACCCAGAUGAAAUUCAGGAGACAGUAGAUGACCUGGUGGAGCGUUAUGACAACCUGUCCAAGUCUGUCAGCGACCGGAACGAGAAGCUGCAGUUCACCUUGACUCGGUCCAUGAGUGUCCAGGAUGGUCUGGAUGAGAUGAUGGGGUGGAUGGAAAGUGUGGAGAGCAGUGUGGAUGAAAAAGCCCAAAUUCCACUGGACUCUGCAUCAAUUGGAGAUUUACUCAGCAAGGAAGCGGCAAUAGAGCAGGACAUAGCCAGUCGACAGAGCAGCAUCGCAGCCAUGAAGGACAAAGUAAAGAAGUUUGUGGAGACGGCUGAUCCCUCUGCAGCAGCUUUACUGCAGAGCGGUAUGGAUUCUCUGUGCCGGCGUUUCUCUGAUGUCUGUGAGAAGCAUCAACAAAAGGUAUCCCAACUGGAGCGGCUGAAAGAGAAGGUUGAGCAGUUUGAGGAGGUGGCAGAUAAAGUGCAGCAGUUUGUUGUGAAGCGCUCACAAGAACUGCAUGACACUGACGGACCGGGAAAAACUUUUAUUGAACUCUCCGACCUCAUGCAGAACACAAAAGCAGAGAUGGCAGAACAUGCUGAUGAUCUGGAGAAGCUGCAGCACUUGAGCAAGGAGCUGUGCGACGUCAGUUCUGAUGGGAAUAAAGCCCAGCUCCAGAGUAGGAUGGAGAACAUCACAAACAUCUUCAGCACCUUUAAAGACACCGUCAAAGAGAAAGAGGAGGAGGUGUCUACCUGUCAGGACCAGCUGGGUGAGUUCCGAUCUGCUGCCACUGCUCUCACCAAGUGGCUGGAGGAAACAACUGACAGAGUUCCUGCAGUUCACUCGAGCAGCACUGAGGAAAAACAGCAGAAGGACCUGCAACUAGUCAGUGGUUUAAUGGACGAGUGGACAUCCAAGGGUCCCGCUGUCCAGGACCUAAACAGCAAGGGGUCAUCUCUUUGCAGCCUCAUUGCAUUCCUCACCUCUCCAGCCAAAACGAAGAACCGGAACAAGACAGCUCUUACUAAUGGUGGUGGUCCGGUGAGCCAUUCCUACCUAACCAAUAAAGAGCUGAUGGGCAUCCAACAAAACAUGUCUUACAUCAACGAGGGGUACGACAGCCUGGGCGACACCCUCAAGAGUCGAGCAGCACACCUCAGCAGUUCUGUGAAGGAGAUGAAAGAAGCCAACAAGGAGAUGAGCAACAUGAUGACCUGGCUGAGAGACAUGAAGGAGACGGCGUCAUCUUGGAAAAGCACAGCCACUGAGAAAGGCUCGAUACAAAGACAGCUUGAGCAACAGAAGGCGUUUGAGGAUGACAUGAAGCAAAAACAAGAGCAGAUCAAGACAGUCAAAGAGAAGCUUGUGAACUUGAUUGACACACAUCCGAACUCCCCAGAGGCUGCAAAGUGGAAGCAGAUGUUGGCAGAAAUGGAUGCUGCCUGGGCAGAUAUCAACGGCUCAGUGGAGGAGCGGAAGCAGCACCUGGAGCAGUCCAACAAAAAUCUGGACUUCUUCCAGACUACCGAACCGCAACUCAACCAUUGGCUCUCUGAGAAAGAGCUCAUGAUGAGCGUCCUCGGGCCCCUGUCCAUCGACCCAAACAUGCUGAAAAUGCAAAAGCAGCAGGUUCAGAUCCUCCAAAAUGAGUUUAAUAGCCGAAAACCUCAGUAUGAACAGCUCAAUGAAGCUGCCUCUGCCAUCAUUAAUUCCUCGGACAACCAGGAACCUAAAAAAGAAAAGCCGGUCAAAGAGCAGCUGGCUGCUGUCAACCAGAAGUGGGAAGGGCUCAUGGGUCAACUUGACCGGAGAGAUAAUCUUAUUGACCAGGCAGUGGUGAAGACAGAGCAAUUCCAAGGUCUGCUGAAGGGCCUCAGUGAGUCUACGACGCAACUGGACAAUGAGCUCAGCAAUCACCAGCCACACAGCACCCAGCCCGAGUUGGUGAAGAAGCAGUUGGAGGACGUCCAUAACAUCUCAGCUCAGUUAAAAGAGCAGAGGAAAAAACUGAAGGAGGCGGAAGCUGUUAAUGCAGAACUGGCAGCCAUGGUGACUGAGGACUAUCUGAAAGCCGACCUGGCCAGGCAGCUGGAGAGUGUCCGGAGACCAUUCAAACAACUGGAGGAGAAAACAGAAAAACAAAUUCAGCAGCUGAAUUCAACCUUCGCCAGCUCACAACAGUUCCACCAGACAUCCAAAGACUUCCACUCCUGGCUCGGAGAGAAGCUUCAAGACCAGUCGAAGCCUCAACCUAUUUCUGCCAAAGAGCACCUUCUGCAGCAGGCCCUUGAGGAGCACAGCAAACUCCAACAGGCUCUUGGUGAGCACCAAGCAGCGUAUAACACAAUCAUCGGAGAAGGAGAGAUGCUUCUCCAGAAUACCGAUGGAGCUGAAAAGCUGGCGCUGCAGAAGCAGUUGUUGACUUUGUCUUCUAACUGGCAAGAGAUGAAGAAAAGUUCCUCUGAGCGGGGAGAUAAACUUCACUCUGCUUUGCAGAGGUCUCAGAAUUUCCAGGAGCAGGCAGAGAAAGUCAGCGCAUGGUUCACAGAUUGUGACGCUAAUAGGGACAAAGUCAGGGUCACAUCUGACCUUGUAGCCCUGGAAGGCUCCAUCUCUCAGGUGAAAGCUCUGCAGAAGGAUGUGGACAAACACAGAGGGAUGCUCGAGCAUCUCUCCACAGCUGCGGCCAGUCUGCUUGAGGUAGCCAAUGCAGACACUGAGGGUGUGAAAGAGGAGGAGGCCAGCAUGGCGAAAAGAGUAGAGGAUGUAGUGGAAGAACUGCAAAGCAAGCGGGAGUCUUUAGAGAAGGUUCUAAAUACAGUUAGGCAAUUUAAUGACGGUUACAAAGAAGCCAAGGCCGAGAUCGAGGGAGCAAAGACGCAGUUGGAAGCGUAUGAGUCGCAGGGAGUCGGUGCACACAGCAACAAAAAUCUAACCAGUAUGCAAGCACAACAUAAGAGCUUAGAAGGAGUGCAGCAUCAAGUGGAACACCUAAAGAAUCUUGCCAAAAAUCUGGUGGUAGAAGUUCCAGACGCUGAUGGGGUGACGGACCUUUUGCUGCAAGCCGACAGCCUGGAAAAAGAUUACAGCAACCUCAACAGUAAACUGGAAGAGGCUUGCCAGGUCCUGGAGGGCAAGCUACAAGGGAUUGGACAGUUCCAGAACACCAUCCGAGACAUGUUCACGAGCUUCACUGACCUGGAUGAUGAGCUAGACAACAUGGCUCCUGUGGAGCUUGAGUUGCCUGUUCUUAAGGAGCAGAAGGAAAGCAUCAAGACGUUUUUAGAAAAACUGCAGGAGUUGAUGGCCAACACAGCCAAUGCUGGAGACAGCUGCAAGAAGAUGCUGGAGACUGAGUCCUCGCCGGACCUUUUGGGCUUGAAGAGAGACUUGGAUGCUCUGAGUAAGCAGUGUGGCAAACUGAUGGACAGGGCUAGAGGGAGAGACUCGCAGGUUGAGGAGACUCUCAACACUCUAGAGCAGCUCUAUGGUAAACUCCAACAAGUGGAAGACAAACUCUCCGGAGCCACGGACAAAGAAGCAUCCCAGGAGGCAGUCGGCAUGGAGACAGACGUCAUCAAUCACCAGCUGGAGUCCUUCAAGGCUUUCCAAAAGGACGAGAUCGAUCCGUUGCACUCGCAGCUGCAAGACCUCAACUCCCUUAGUCAAGGGCUGAUCCAAAAUGCUGCCAAAGGCUCCAACUGUAAGAAACUCGAGGAGGAUCUGGAAGACGUCAACUCACGGUGGAACACCCUCAAUAAAAAGAUCGCUGAGCGCUCGGCCCAACUGCACGAAGCUCUGUUGCAUUGCGGGAGGUUCCAGGAUGCUCUUGAGUCUCUCCUUAGCUGGCUGACGGACACAGAGGAGCUGGUUGCCAAUCAAAAACCUCCCUCCGCAGAGUUCAAAGUGGUCAAGGCACAAAUACAAGAACAAAAACUCCUACAGCGACUGCUGGACGACCGUAAACCCACAGUGGAGCUGAUAAAGAAAGAGGGAGGGAAGGUUGCAGAACUGGGUGAAUCUGUGGAGAAGGAGAAGGUUGCCAAAGAGAUUGAAUGCCUGGGGCAGAGGUGGGACAAUCUGCUGAAAAAGGCUGACAACAGGCACAAGCAGCUUGAGAGUAUUUUGGUCGUCACCCAGCAAUUCCAUGAGACACUGGAGCCUCUGAGCGAGUGGCUGGUGGCCACAGAGAAACACCUCUCGAACUCCGAACCAAUCGGCACAGAGACGUCCAGACUGGAAGAUCAGAUCAGUCAGCACAAGGCCUUAGAGGAGGAGAUUAUGAACCACAGCAAAGACCUGUUACAGGCUGUCAGUUUGGGUCAGAUUCUCAAAACCGUCAGCUCAGCUGACGACAAAGACUUUGUCCAGUUCAAGCUGGACGUCGCUCAGGCCAGUUACAUAGAGCUGCAGGAGCGGUGCCGACGGAGGGCGGAGCUGCUGCAGCAGGCUCGGGCAAACGCCCAGCUCUUCGGCGAGGACGAAGUGGCGCUCAUGAACUGGCUGAACGAGGUGCACACCAGACUGCAUGACGUGUCAGUGGAGGACUUCAAAUUAGACGUACUUGACAACCAAGUGGCGGAGCAACGGGCUCUACAAAGUGAUAUUGAGAUGAAGAAGAAGAACGUCGACCAAGCCAUUAGCAACGGCAUGGAGCUUCUGAAGCAAACUACAGGCGAUGAGGUCAUUGCCAUCCAAGGCAAACUUGAUGGAAUCAAAACAAAGUAUGCUGACAUCACUGCAAUGAGUUGCAAUGUUUUGAAGACCCUGGAGAAGGUUUCUGGUCUCUCCACAAUGCUGCACCAGACACAUGAGGACUUAAGCGUCUGGUUGGAGAAAGCAGAAGCUCACAUCAAAGAUUUUGCUGGUCAGGAACACACUGGCGAGCAUCUUCUGGAUGCUGAAAGUACGCAGAAAGCCUUGUUGAAAGAGACCAAAGACAAAAAGCCUGUUGUGGACAAACUCAACGAGUUAAGCAACUCAAUCUUGGAUCUGAUUCCGUGGCACACUCGAGAAGGUUUGGACAAGUUGGUGAGUGAGGACAAUGAACGCUACCAAGCAGUCUGCGAGACUGUCACCCAGCGGGUUAAACAGAUUGCCGCUGAUAUACUCAAGUCUCAGCAGUUUGAACAGGCAGCAGAUACUGAGCUGGCCUGGUUGACUGAUGCUGAAAAGAAGCUGCUGUCUGUGGGAGCGAUCCGACUGGAGCAGGAGCAAACCAUGGCUCAACUCCAGGCACAGAAGAUCUUCUCCAUGGACAUCAUGAGACACAAAGAUGCUGUUGAUGAAAUUGUGAAAACAGGAAAAGCCAUAAUGAAUACCAAACAACCAGAGGAAAGAGCAGCAUUUAAGGAAAAGACAGAAGCUCUCCUAGAGAAAUAUGGCACCGUUAGCCAACUCAACUCUGAGCGCUGCCUGCAGCUAGAAAGGGCCCAGUCUUUAUCCAGUCAGUUCUGGGAGACCUUUGAAGAACUGUCACCGUGGCUGCAGGACACUUUGACCACAUUCAGCCAGCUACCACAUCCCUCCAUCGAGUAUGAGACACUGAGGCAGCAGCAGGAAGAACUGAGGCAAAUGAGAGAGCUGAUCGCGGAACACAAACCUCAUAUUGACAAGAUGAAUAAAACCGGUCCGCAGUUAGUGGAGCUGAGUCCGCUGGAGGGGGAACACAUCAGGGAGAAAUACACAUCUGCUGAUCGCCUUUACGCCCAGCUGAAGGCUGAUGUUAAAAAGAGAGCCGCUACUCUGGACGAGGCCACGUCCAAGUCCACUCAGUUCCAUGACAAAAUUGACCCGAUGCUGGAGUCUCUGGAGCGGAUCGCUGAACGCCUUCGUCAGCCACCUUCUAUCUCAGCCGAAGUGGACAAGAUCAAGGAGCAGCUCUCAGAGAACAAGGCCGUCUCUGUCGACCUAGAAAAGCUCCAGCCGUCCUAUGACACUUUGAAACUGAGGGGAGAAGAGAUGAUUGCACGAUCUGAAGGAGCAGACAAGGACGUCUCUGCCAAAGCUGUUCAAGACAAACUGGACAGCAUGGUGUUCCUCUGGAGCGACAUCCAGGCCCUGCUUGACGAACGUGAAGCCAAGCUGCUGGAUGUGAUGGACCUCGCAGACAAGUUCUGGUGUGAUCAUUAUGGUCUGAUGAUCACCAUCAAAGACAACCAAGACAUGCUGAGGGAGCUGGAGGAGCCAGGGGUCGACCCUUCUGUGGUUAAACAGCAGCAGGAGUUUGUGGAGGGCUUUAAAGAGGACAUCGACGCGCUGCAAGAUGAGCUGGUCACUGUACAAAACCAGGGGGCGGAGCUCAUGACCGCCUGCGGAGAACCUGAUAAACCUGUGAUAAAGAAAAGCCUGGACGAGGUGAAUUCAGCAUGGGAAAAUGUCAACAAGACUUUGAAAGAGAGGGGGGAGAGACUGGAGGAAGCCAUGCAAGCGGCAGUGCAGUACCAGGACGGCCUGCAGGGAAUGUUUGACUGGGUGGAUAUUCUAGAGAGCAAGCUGGACUCCAUGUCACCUGUGGGCACGGACCUGGAAACUGUCAAGCAACAGAUUGUUGAGCUCAAGGAGUUCAAAGGGGAAGCGUAUCAGCUGCAGAUUGAGAUGGAGCGCCUGAACCACCAGUCGGGGCUCCUGCUGAAGAAGGUCACGGAUGACGCCGACCGCUGCGCCAUUCAGGAGCCGAUGUCUGAGCUCAAGAUGCUCUGGGAGAACCUGGAUGAAAAGAUUAUCAGCCGACAGCACAAACUGGAGGGUGGCCUGCUGGCCCUGGGCCAAUUCCAGCACGCAUUAGAUGAGCUUCUGGCAUGGAUGAGCCACACAGAGGAGAUGCUGGACGAGCAGAGGAAGACAGUGGGCGACCCCAAAGCCAUAGAGAUCGAACUCGCCAAGCAUCAUGUUCUACAAAUUGAUGUGCUGGCUCAUAAAUCCACUGUUGAGACUGUGAACAAGGCAGGUAGUGAUCUGGUGAAGUCCAGCGCUGGGGAGGAGGCGUCCUGUCUGCAGAGCAAGCUGGAGAACCUCAACCAGCGAUGGCAAUCCAUCCUGGAAAAAACAGAGCAGCGAAAGCAGCAGCUAGAAAGUUCUUUGCUUCAGGCCCAAGGUUUCCAUGGUGAGGUCGAAGAUAUGCAGCAAUGGCUGAAAGACACAGAACGUCAGCUGUUGGCAUCAAAGGCUGUGGGAGGCUUACCAGACACGGCCCGCGAGCAGCUUAACGCCCAUCUGGAACUCUGCUCCACUCUGGAGAUAAAGGAGGAGCUGUACCAGGAGCUGAUGAACAAAGGUCAGCAGCUGAUGGCCAUCACACCUGAAGGGUCGGAGAGCAACACCGAGCAGGACCUGAAAAACCUCAAGGAAAAAUGGGAGUCUGUGCAGGCGAAGGUCGCUGAGAGAAAGGUCAAACUGGAGGAAGCUCUGACGUUGGCCACGGAUUUUCACAACUCGCUGCAAGACUUCAUCAACUGGCUCACACAGGCCGAGCAGACGCUCAACAUGGUGUCGCCUGCUUCACUCAUCCUGGAGACCAUCAUGUUUCAGAUUGAUGAGCACAAGAUGUUUGUGACAGAGGUCAACUCCCACCGCGACCACAUCAUCGAGCUGGACAAGACGGGCACCCACUUGAAGUAUUUCAGUCAGAAGCAGGACGUGGUUCUCAUCAAGAACCUGCUGCUCAGUGUUCAAGGCCGCUGGGAGAAACUGGUGCAGCGCUCCGUGGAACGCGGCCGUCUGUUGGACGACGCCAGGAAGAGAGCAAAACAGUUUAAUGAAACUUGGAAUAAACUGAUGGAAUGGCUGGAAGAGUCUGAGAAAAGUCUGGACGCCGAGGUGGAGAUUGCCAACGAUCCGGAUAAAAUCAAGACGCAGCUGUCACAACACAAGGAGUUCCAGAAAGCUUUGGGGAGCAAGCACUCGGUGUACGACGCCACCUCCCGAACGGGGCGGGCCCUGAAAGACAAAACCUCGCUUCAGGAUGACACUCAGAAGUUGGACGACAUGUUGAGCGAACUGAGAGACAAGUGGGACACCAUAUGCGGGAAGUCAAUCGAGAGACAAAACAAGCUGGAGGAGGCGCUGCUCUUCUCAGGCCAGUUCACGGACGCUCUGCAGGCUCUCAUCGACUGGCUGUACAGAGUGGAACCUCAGCUGGCUGAAGACCAGCCCGUCCAUGGAGACAUCGACUUGGUUCUCAACUUAAUAGACAACCACAAGGUUUUCCAGAAGGAGUUGGGAAAAAGGAAAGUUACCAUUCAGGCACUAAAACGUUCCGCCAGGGAGCUGAUUGAAAACAGCCACGAUGACUCCUCAUGGGUCAAGGCCCAGAUGCAGGAGCUGAGCACUCGCUGGGAGACGGUGUGCAACCUGUCCGUGUCCAAACAGGGCCGCCUGGAACAGGCGCUGUGUCAGGCUGAAGAGUUUCACUCCACGGUUCAUAUACUGCUGGAGUGGCUGGCUGAGGCUGAGCAAACGCUGCGUUUCCAUGGCAACCUUCCCGAUGAUGAGGACGCACUACAAGCCCUCAUCGAGCAGCAUAAGGAUUUCAUGAAGAAGCUGGAGGAGAAGCGAGUGGCCUUGAACAAAGCCAUCAGCAUGGGGGAGGCUAUUCUGACCAUCUGCCAUCCAGACUCCAUAACAACCAUCAAACACUGGAACACCAUCAUUAAAGCCCGCUUUGAAGAGGUUCAGGCCUGGGCCAGGCAGCACCAGCAGCGUCUGGACUCGGCGCUCAGCGAGCUGCUGUCCAAUCAGGAGCUGCUUGAGAACCUGCUGACCUGGCUGCAGUGGGCAGAGAGCAACCUCAGCGAGAAAGACAGGGAGCCACUCUCACAGGAGAUCGCAGAGAUUAAGAACCUCAUUGCUGAACACCAGGCCUUCAUGGAAGAAAUGACCAGGAAGCAGCCAGAUGUUGACAAAAUAACGAAAACACACAAAAGGAAAGCGGCUGUUGAACCUCCGAACCACUCGCACAUCCCCGUGCUGGAGAAAGGAAGAGGCGGAAGAAAACGCUCAUCCGCUCAAACUAUGUAUGCGCCGGCCACACAGGCCCCCAUCGAGACCAAGAACCCUCGUGUCAACCUGCUGGUCACUAAGUGGCAGCACGUGUGGCUUCUGGCGCUGGACAGAAGGAGGAAGCUCAAUGAUGCUUUGGACAGAUUAGAGGAGCUGAAAGAAUUCGCCAACUUCGACUUCGACGUAUGGCGGAAGCGAUACAUGCGCUGGAUGAACCACAAGAAAUCUCGAGUUAUGGAUUUCUUCCGUCGCAUUGAUAAAGAUCAGGACGGCAAAGUGACGCGGCAGGAGUUCAUCGAGGGAAUCCUGUCCUCCAAAUUCCCCACCAGUCGCCUGGAGAUGAGCGCCGUGGCCGACAUAUUUGACCGAGACGGCGACGGCUACAUUGACUAUUACGAGUUUGUCGCAGCCUUGCAUCCCAACAAAGAUGCCUACAAACCCCUCACUGACGCUGACAAAAUUGAGGACGAGGUCACGCGUCAAGUGGCAAAAUGCAAAUGUCCGAAGCGAUUCCAGGUCGAGCAAAUUGGAGCAAACAAAUACAGAUUCUACCUCGGAAACCAGUUUGGUCUGGUACACUGCUUACAUGACUCCUUAAUCGGCGAUGAGACAAUAGCAAACAGGGAAAAUCAAAAUCUUACCCCUCACGUUCACGUUGCGGUUUUGGAAAGCUGUAUUCUGUUUGGAGACUCUCAGCAACUUCGCCUCGUACGCAUUUUACGCAGCACUGUGAUGGUGCGGGUGGGCGGAGGCUGGAUGGCUCUGGACGAGUUCCUGGUCAAGAACGACCCUUGUCGAGUUCAUCACCACGGCAGUAAAAUGUUGCGCUCCGAAUCAAACUCUUCAAUUACUCAGUCUCCCAUAGCUAAAGGCAGGACAAACCUGGAGCUGCGGGAGAAGUUCAUCCUCCCCGAGGGCACCACUCAGGUGAUGGCCAGCUUCCGCUACAGAGGUCGGAGGUCGCGGCCGUCGUCCCGAGGAGCGUCUCCGAACAGAUCCACCUCCAGUCAAAGCUGCAUGAUCCCAUCACACCAAGUAGUGAGCAGCACCCCCAAGACCUCCCAACACAUAACCCGAAAUUAUGAUAAGCCCUGGCUUACAAACAGCAAACCCACCACUCCUCUUAAAUCAUCCGACUCCUUCGGGAGCCAUGGUUCAUCCUCAGAGAAUACACCAGUUCAAGGCAGCAAACUGCGGCUGCCUGGUUACUUGUCAGGGAAAGGAUUUCAGUCCACAGAGGAGGGAACGUUGAUCAGUGCUGCUGUGCUCAAGGCCAGAACUCAAACCUUCGGCGACUCCAGAAAAAACCCGAGUCGACCCGGAAGUAAGGCAGGAAGCCGGGGGAGCAGCCGCAGAGGAAGCGACGCCUCUGACUUCGACAUCUCGGACAUCCAGUCCGUGUGUUCCGACGCCUCCGAGAACGUGGGCGACUCGGCACGAGGCACCCCGCGCUCGGCGUCCCGCCAACACGGGGGGAAACCCUCCAAGAUACCCACUCCACAGAGACGAGCCACCCCCACUAGCAAACUAGCCAAGGCAUCCAAGCGAUAGUCCCAGGCCCUGAAACAACGUCGCUGCACCACUGAGGACACUGGAAGGAGCUAACUUAAAGACUGUGUUAUUUAAUUUGUUGCAAAGAUGUAAAAUAAUCUUUUCAGAUGAUUUAAUAUAAUGUGCGAAUGGAAUGUUGUUGGUAUUUCUUUGUAAUGUAUUUUAUUUUUUGUGAGAAUAGUUUUUUUAAAUUGACUUUAUUUGACUAACUGCUGGCGACUGUGUGGAAGAACAUUUCCAGUGAAGGCGAACACGCAGGUGUGAGAGUUACUGAAUGUACUGUACUUUAUGUAAGCCGACCAUGCACUAAUCCAGGUACUGCGACUCUUAUUUAAGUGCUAUGAUGAAACAUUUAAAGGGCAAUGCAAUAUAGCUACCGAAUAAAAAAAAGCACUGCAGAAACAAACACUAGUAGCAGAAACUGUAACUUUAAAGCUUUCCAGUCCGCACUGUUUGUUCGUCUGCGACACAGAGACGCACCUUCAUGUAAACCUGCGCGUCAUGUUAAGGUUCAUUUCGGGAAUUGUUACGCUCACAUUUCUUUGUAAUAAACCUGCUUGCAGAAGGAAGCCACACCUGAAGCUGUCGUCCUG
This is a messenger RNA of Synchiropus splendidus (mandarinfish), 18709 nucleotides long. RefSeq names its product dystonin (gene dst). The record is from RefSeq and is a predicted model, not a curated record. Gene Ontology annotation, molecular function: calcium ion binding; microtubule binding; structural molecule activity. Bases 1065 to 18116 code for a protein of 5683 amino acids. The transcript has 93 exons. NCBI's taxonomy places the organism in Eukaryota, Metazoa, Chordata, Actinopteri, Syngnathiformes, Callionymidae. Gene Ontology annotation, cellular component: focal adhesion; membrane; intermediate filament. Gene Ontology annotation, biological process: wound healing; cytoplasmic microtubule organization; hemidesmosome assembly.